GCCAGUUGAGUACAUGUCCAAAAAGAUGCCCUCUCAGAAGUUGGCUAUGUCCACCUAUGAGAAGGAGCUCUAUGCGAUCUACAAGGCGCUCACCUAUUGGAGGCACUCUCCUUGGGAGGUUCUUCUAUGUCAGGACUGAUCACCAGACCCUGAAGUGGAUGAGAACCGAGUCUGUGCUCUCCGACGCUCUGAAGCGUUGGAUUGAAGUCAUAGAGGAGUAUGACUUUGAUCCCCAGUACAUCAAGGGCGAGUACAACAAGGUUGCUGAUGUGCUGUCUCGUAGACCAGAUUUCUUCGGGGCGCUGAGCACUGAGUUUGGGCUUGCAGACGGUGUUACUCACUCUAUGGUGGAAGCCUACCGCGAGGAUCAAUUUAUGUCCGAGAUUAUUCGCAGACUCGAGGCGAAGGACAAAAUCACUCCUGUUGAGUUUGAGCUGGUCAACGGUCUGUUGUUCCUUGAGAAGGCACGGAAUAAACGUCAGUGUGUUCCCAAUAGAGAGUCUUUGCGUAGUGUAUUUUUAGGUGAGUGUCAUGAUGCCACCGGACAGUUUGGCUUCAAGAAGACUGCAGCCAAUCUGCUGCAGCGGUUCUGGUGGCCCACGAUGAUGAGAGAUGCAAAGCUGUACGUGGAAACGUGUCAGGCGCGGUUCCCACCAACUUUACUAAUCGCCUGGGCAGGCCUAGAGCCUGAAGCAACCAAGGUGGAGGUCAUAUGCAACUGGCCUCAACCCGUGAACAUUCGCGAACUGCGUUCUUUUCUUGGUCUCGCGUCAUACUAUCGGCAGUUUGUGCCCCGCUUCUCCAUUGUUGCGCGUCCAUUGUCUCGACUAACAAGUAAGAAUGUUCCCUACUCUUGGGACACCGCGUGCACGAACGCCUUUCAAGCCUUGAAGGACGCCUUGGUAAGUUACCCGUUACUCCACAUUGCAGAUCCCAAACUGACAUUCGUAGUUACUACGGAUGCAAGUCAGUAUGGAAUUGGCGCAGUGCUGCAACAAGAUGACGGCGAUGGCUUGCGGCCACUCGAAUACUACAGCAAACGCAUGCCCAACGUAAAGGUAGCCACUUCCACCUACAUGCGCGAGCUCUAUGCUUUGUGUAUGGCGUUGGACCACUGGAAACACUAUCUUUUGGGACGCCACUUCAAAGUCUUCUCAGGUCAUGAGACUCUAAAGUGUAUCAAACAGCGAACUACCCUGUCCCCUACCUUGCGUUGCUGGUUCCAUGAGAUUGACAUUUUCGAUUUUGAGUUGAGACACAAGAAGGGCUGUUAUAAUCGAGUCGUUGAUGCGUUGUCUCGCUACCCUGAGUACAUAACUUGCCUUGUCAAAUCCUACGACCUCCAGAAGAAACUGAAGGAGGAGGUCGUAGAGCAUACCGCCAAGGAUCCGGAGCUGAGUUCCAUCCUUGAGCGACAAAAACCGAUGGGGAUACUCACACCCCUACCCAUUCCCGAUGGUCCCGGGAAGUCCGUCUCCAUCGACUUCACCGACAUGGGAAAGGUAAGUAAGAGCGGCUACUCACAUGUCAUGGUGAUCGUUGACGGAUUCUCUAAGUUCCUCAACCUAAUCCCUUUGCCGCCCCACGCCCCAACAGAACUAGCGAUUCGUGAGUUCCAACAGAAGUACAUUCUGCAGUUCGGAACCUCGAAGACUCUUGUGAGCGAUCGGGAUCCGCGCUUCAUUAGUACUGAGUGGAAGGACUUCACGUCUCAACUGGGGAUCAAACUGUGUAUGACAUCUGGCCGACACCCCGAAGCCAACGGUUUGGCUGAGGAGAUCAACCAGACUGUGUUUCAACUUCUUCGCGCUUUGAUUAUCCCGAAUCAGGAAACAUGGGAUGAAGAGUUGUAUUCCGUUAAGGGGUUAUACAACAACUCCGUCCACUCCGCCACCGGCAUGACACCCAACAGGCUGCAUUACGGUUGGCAGAUCCGGAAUCCGCUCUCUUACCUAUUCCCUGAGCAGCCAGCUGGUUUAACACCCGACAAACCUGGCUUCAGGGCCAAGUAUGAUCGCUUGCUCAAAGUUGCCAUUGCAGCUAUGACCAAGCGACAACACGCCAUGAUCCAUCAUGCGAACAAGAAGCGCCGACCGUCGGAUAUUCAGGUAGGAAGCUUUGUCUGGGUCAAGAAGUCUGAAUUCUCAGAAGAAGAGGGAGUCUCACACAAACUCCUCCCUCUCUAUUAUGGGCCCUGGGAAGUUUUGGAUGUGAUUGGUGAAGAUCACUUCGACCCUUCAUACGUCGUUGAUGUGCCAGCCCAUCUGCGCACAUACCCCGUGUUCCACGCAGCCAAACUGUACCUCCACCGUGAUGCUAAGACAUUCGAUUAUCGCGAAGAUAUGAUCCCUCGCGCGAUCAAAGGCGGGCACGAGAUAGACAGGAUCAAACAGCACGUAGGGAAGGGACGCAACAGAGUACCAGGUUCACUUCAUGUAUCACCCGUUAGACGAUCUGUGCUGGAUUUCCAAACAGGAACUGCUACGCAGUGCACCGUGUGUCGUCAAAGCAUAUGGGCGACAAAUCGCCACUAGCGCUGUACCUAAGAUCUCUGCAAAGCUCACUGCAACAGAGUACUCUAGGAAUCUCUUUGCCUUGCUCGCUUACGAUGCGU
Molecule: messenger RNA, 2614 nt
Organism: Chara braunii
Lineage: Eukaryota; Viridiplantae; Streptophyta; Charophyceae; Charales; Characeae
Source: the annotation of a GenBank genome assembly